AUGCCAUCAUAAAUUGAUGUCUUUUAAUUAACUUAUUCAUCGACUGAUGAUGAAAUUCAAUUAUGCGUUGAGUGGAUCAAGGCUUAAUUGAAAGCUAAAUAGACUGUUACGCUGUUAGUUAAGAAAUGUUAAAGACAAGAAUUAAUACCAUAAGUAACUGUAGAUAUAGUGACAAUGAUUUAAUAAAGAAUUAAACAAUUAAGUUAGGAUCCCUAAACUCGUUUGAGUGAAGUUUAAGAAUUACUAAAAAUCUAUAACUAGAAAGGGGUGAAGAAUCAAACUAUUUUGAUUUAGAUAUAUGUAAAAAAUUGUAAUUAGCAAUAGAUUGAACUUGCCAAUGCCAAAUAACCUGAGGCUUAAGAUAAAGCCAUUGAAUUACUGUGCAAAGUAGAGGAGAAAAUAAGAAAGCAAUUUACAACUUAAUUUUCCUAAUUUCUAAAAGAAAAAAUUAAGUAACUCAUGGGAAAUGGUUAAUAAGAAGCAAAUCAAUAAAAUUACAAAGAGGCUUUGGCUUUAUUUUAGAAAGCCCAAGAAUUAAAUAAUUAUUAUGAAGAAAAAGACACAACUAUAUAGCUAAACAUUCAAUUAGGAAAUGCCUAUCAUUCCUUAAAAUAAUAUGACGAUGCUCUAAAUGUGUGGGAGAAGUCUAUCAAAUACAUUUAAAGUCAAUCAUAGCAACAAUAAUUCCAAAAUGAGUUAAUUUACAUGUAUAAUACUGUUGGAUAAAUUUAUUAUGACAAAAAGCAAAAUAAUAAAGCUACCUAAUAUUGGGAUUCAGCGAUAAGCAUUUUGGAAUAACAAAAUGAAUAAGAAAAAUUGGAACAACAAUCGAAAUAAUUAUUAGGACACCUACUAAACAAUGUAGGGAUGAUAUACUAUUAAAAAGGGGAAGUAAAAAGAGCCAUUUAAAACUUUUAAAAAACAAUUGAAGUCUAUGAGAGUAUUUAUGGAAAGGGCCACAUUAGUGUUGGGAAUAGGUUAAACAAUUUAGGUGAAGCGUAUAGAAGCGAUAAACAAUAUGAUAAGGCUUUGGAGAUGUUCAAUAAAGCCUUGAGGAUAAAGAAGGCUGAAUUACAAGUGCAACCUUCAAAGAGUUUAGCAAGUACUAUAAAUAACAUUGGAAUGACUUUACAAAAUAAACAAUCUUUUGAAGAGGCUAUUGAUUAUUUCAAAUAAGCGUUGUAAAUGUAUAAUGAACCAGGAGUGUUUAGCGAUCCUAAUGCUGGAGAUGCCGCUUUGCAAAAGAGUAAUACUAUGCAUAGUAUUGCAGAAUGUUAUAGGGAAUUGCAUAAUUCAGAAUUGUGUAUUCAGUAUUUUAGAGAUGCCUAUAAAUACAAAGCGUAGGAGUUGAAAAUAUUUCAUAAAUCAACUUAACACACAGCUAUUUAAUUGGCUUCAGCGUUAUUUUAACAGAACAGAUUUGAAGAAUCUUUGAAGAUAUUUGAGGUAGUUUUGGAUGGUUAGAAACAAGUCUAUGGAUAAGAUUCUUAAAUUGUGGCUUAGACAAUCAACAACAUAGGAACAGUUCUAUCUGAAUUAAAAUAAUAUUAGAAGGCAUUAGAGAAAGUUCAAGAAGCAAUAAGAAUAUUCGAAAAGAAACUUGAUAAAAGUGAUCCUUAUCUUCAAAAAGCAUAUGAAAAUAUGAAAAAUAUCAAAUAAAAGCUACUGGAAUGA
Molecule: messenger RNA, 1674 nt
Organism: Paramecium tetraurelia
Lineage: Eukaryota; Ciliophora; Oligohymenophorea; Peniculida; Parameciidae
Exons: 2
Molecular function (GO): protein binding
Source: RefSeq, a predicted model, not a curated record